AGCGACCCCGAAUACAAUGUAAAUUCUUAGAUAAUUCUGUAUGAUGUAGUUAUAUUUGAUAUGUGAAGUGUGCAUAGUGUGCGAGUGCUCGCGGAGUGAUGUCAGUGGCCGACGGCGAUGAGGUCGCGCCAGAGAAAAAAACACCGUUCCAAGAUGACACGGACAGUGAUAACGAUACUGAGAGGAAACCAUUGCUCCGGAGGAUAUCAACCAGUAAAUGCGUCGGUAGACUGCCCGUGGUCAAGGAGGGUUACCUGAUGAAGCAGACGCGCAGCUUCCAACGCUGGCAGCGCCGCUACUUCAGACUGCGCGGGCGCACGCUCUACUAUGCCAAGGAGAAAGACAGCCAACUAUGGGACGAGUAUGAACUAGAGGACGCCACCUUCGCAGAGUGCAGCAUCAGUAACGCUUACAAUAGCUUCCAAGUAAUAACAGCAAGCCGAUCUCUGGUUCUGUGCGCCGAAAACCGAAGCGAGAUGGAGUCCUGGGCUGGUGCGUUGCGAGGCGCCCUGCACCGCGGCGCUGAUGUCGCCGACCUCGUCGCUCGACUGUCCUCUGGAGACCACCACUGGUAUACAGCAACACACGCCCGGCCGACAUUCUGCAACGUGUGCCGAGAGCCACUUGGCGCGCUCGGUACCGCCCACGCGCUCGCCUGUGAAUUGUGCAAAUUCAAAGCACACAAGCGAUGCGCGUCCAGAGCGCCACCUUCCUGCAAAUGGAGCACACUCGCCUCGCUAGGACCACAUCUGGUAGAAGACGCCGAUGGGAACAUAAUAAUGCCGCACCAAUGGUUGGAGGGCAAUUUGCCGGUGGCGGCCAAGUGUGACGUGUGCGAUAAGACGUGCGGCUCUGUGCUUAGGCUACAAGACUUCAGAUGCGUGUGGUGUCGCAAAUGUGUACACGCUGCAUGCAAGCCCAACUGGCGAGCAGCGUGCAUGCUCGGUCCGGCGCGUGCCUCCGUUGUCCCACCCACUAGACUACACUCCGUCGGCCCAGAUGAUGCCUGGGUUCCUGAUAGGCCACCGAAUGCUUCGCCGCUUAUUGUUUUCGUUAACUCACGUUCAGGUGACAACCAAGGCGUGAAAUUUCUCCGGCGCUUCAAGCAGCUGCUAAAUCCAGCCCAAGUGUUCGAACUGAGCGGCGCGGGACCCAGACUCGGUCUGCGGUUGUUCAGGCACUUUGCGCCACUCAGGGUACUUGUAUGCUCCGGAGACGGCUCCGUUGGCUGGGUGCUUCAAGAAGUUGAUAAGUUGGAUAUGCAUCGUCAAGUACAAACGGCUGUGCUACCUCUGGGAACUGGCAAUGACCUCGCGAGAGUUUUGGGCUGGGGUGCUUCUUGUGACGAUGCAGCGAACCUGCAACAGCUGCUCGAACGUUACGAACGGGCGUCUACCAAAAUGCUUGAUAGGUGGUCAAUAAUGACCUUCGAGAGAGCGCUAACGGCACCGCCUCCGCCACCAGCACCUCCUGACGUCUUGGAAGAGAGCACACUGCUAAAAAACUUGCAGGACAUUAUGCAGGCGGGGGAGGUAAGCAGCGAGGCAUCGUCGUCGCUGCGCGCGGGAUGUGCGCGGCUGGCGGCAGCGGGCGAGCGUGCAGGUGGCGGGGCUGCGCGCGCUGCACACCGGCUGCGACGCGCGUUGUCGCUGCUGCUGCAUGCGCGCGCGCACCUCGCGCACGACCACGCCACCUGCAAAUCCUGGGAGCCGCUAGAGACGAGCGACAGUGAACCGGAAGCACAGCCUGUAGCUGAAAAAGGCAGUAUUGAAAAGACUGAAAAAGAGCAGCUGAACUGGGCGGUGCGCGGGUGCUCGCUGGCGGGCCGCGCCGACAGCGUGCGCCGCGCGCUGCGCUCGCUCGUACGCACGCUUGCGCACGUCUACCCGCAGGAGGUGGAGUCGAUAGACACGUGCACGAGCGGAGCGGAUACCAGUACGGGAGCGGAGGCGGGCGCAGAGGCAGUAGCGGGAGCGGGCGGGCUCACAGUAGCGCCCGUAGAACUGUCUGCGCUGCCCGUGCCGCGAGCGUUCGCAGACAGCCGACGAUCCUCUGCAGCCUCUGCCGUUUCAGCUACCUCUAUGCACCCAGACAACAUUCCAGAUGUAGAUGAAGACAUAGUGAAAUUAAUAAGCUCUAAUCCUCCAGAACAAUUUAAUUUGGAGGUUGACAAGCCCGAGCGCAGCAAAACUAGUUCCGCUUCGCCCCAAGACCUACUGUCUCUCUCCAACCUCUCCUCCUGUGAUACUAGCUCUUGCAGAAACCUCUUCAGGCCCGACACAGAGCGUGGCACUUAUAAUAGUAGUAGUCUUACCAUACCUAACCUAGUUGUCUCAGAUGAUAGCGAUAAGCGAGAUUCGAUAAUACAGGGAGAAACUUAUGAAUCGGACCAAUUGACUAUAAUAGACAUCGACAGACCUUACACGGACGAUGUACACUUCCAUGAGAUGAGCGUAAGGGACACACCGAUUAGCGGAGAGUGCACGCCGGAGCGAAAGCUUUCUAGUGUAGAUUUGGAGAUAGACGCCAUUAGUUCAGACGGGUCCAACAUUAGUGACGAUUUUAGUUUAAUAUCGGAAAUCAUAGAUGCCAAACCGGAAGAAUUAGAGGAAGCCGGUGGGAUAGGCCACAUCGACUCCCCCGAAGUAUCGGACACGACUUAUAUGAAUUCAGAAACGUUACACGGUGAAUCCAUCAUGGACGAUAUUAGUUCAAUGCUCGGACAAGAAGUACUAAUGGCUAUGAUGGGGAAGAACGGCGACAAUGAAACGUAUACCGAUGAUACGACUCUGUUCACUUCAGAUACAGUAUCAGAUAUAGCCAUGGAUAGUAGAAAUCCCAGUCUGGAAAAGAAUGACAAAGUGAAAUACAUAUCCAAAAUGAAGGCAGCUAAAGAGGGCGAAGUGGAAAAAUUUGGGUUCGAAAAUAGAGUAUUCUACAUCGAAAACGCAACGAAGGUAGAAGAAAAAAUUAAAUAUUGUAGCUUAGCACACUUCGAAGAAGGCAACGAUAUUGCUAGAAAAUCUUUUAGAAAACAACUUAAAAAGAGUAUGAAAAAACGCGUUACUGACGAUGGAAGUGUAAAACACCUUUUGCCUAAAACAGCGGAAGAGCCAAGAGACAGUCAAUUGCCUGUCUUCAGUAAAGAGUCACCAAAAAAUUUGCCUCUUCACAGGGAUACUGAAAACCACAGCGAUGAUAAAGAGGAUGUACCAUCGUUUCCUCAAGUUAGUGUUGUAGUCGAACCCCCAUCUCCAUCCCACAGCGACGAUAAGAAAAGUUUAAAGAAUGGAAGCCGUAUGGCAUCAGUUUUAAGCGACUUAUUCGACCAAGCAACAGAUACUCUAAGUGUUUAUUCACCAGAGCCUACAAUAGGGACAACAAGAGAAAGAAGGCAAUCAGAUAACCCAAAACUGUUAGGCUCAGAUCCUGAAUAUGGAAAAUUUUUAAGUUGUUCUCCAGCAGCAACAAGAAGGAUAUCAUGUGGAAGUCUUUUCAAACCUGGUGAACCUGAUAAAUUAUCAACGUCAGUAUCCUCAAUAUGGGGUGAAGGUGGAGCCAUUGGAGUAUCAAAAUCAGAUGCCAACGAAAAAGCUAGAAAACUGCCAAUUAUCAAUCCACUAGUUCAAUUACCAGCUUGGCCCCACGUCACUCAGGGCUUCAUAAGCCAAUGCUUGCUUGCAAAUGCGGAUGCUUUAUGUGCUGCAGUCAGUCCAUUGAUGGAUCCAGACGACACACUUUUAGAAGGAUUCUAUGAAAGAGCAGUAAUGAAUAACUAUUUUGGUAUUGGAAUCGAUGCGAAAAUAACACUUGAUUUUCAUAAUAAGAGGGAAGAACAUCCAGAAAAGUGCAGAUCAAGAGCCAGGAACUACAUGUGGUAUGGUGUGCUCGGGUCGAAGGAGUGGGUCAAUAGGACUUACAGACAUCUAGGUCAACGAGUGCAAUUAGAAUGCGACGGCCAAAGAAUACCUUUGCCAGAGCUGCAGGGCAUUGUGGUACUGAAUAUCCCGUCCUUCAUGGGUGGCACCAACUUCUGGGGCGGAACCAGGGCUGAUGAUAUUUUUCUCGCUCCUUCGUUUGAUGACAGAAUACUUGAGGUAGUAGCAGUGUUCGGUUCUGCUCAAAUGGCUGCAUCCAGACUGAUCAACCUCCAGAAACACCGUAUCGCCCAAUGCCGUGCCGUACAGAUCAACAUCCUCGGUGAGGAGUGCGUGCCAGUUCAGGUUGACGGGGAAGCGUGGCUCCAGCCCCCGGGAUGUGUGCGCAUCAUUCAUAAAAACAGAGCGCAAAUGCUGUGCAGGUCGAGAGCGUUAGAGACCAGUUUAAGAGCAUGGGACGAGAAGCAGCAGUUGAAGGCGCACGCGCAGGCGGGCGGCGGCGCGGCGGCCGGCGCCCCGCCGGCGCGCGGCGCGCUACCCGCCGCCGAGAGCGCGCAGCUGCUCGCGCUGCUCGACGACGUCAACACCCUCGUCAAGCAGGUGAAACUAGCAUGUAUAAGCGAGGGCAGCGUCUCGGGCGGCGUGUCGAGUAGCGUGAGCGUGGCGCGGCGUGUGGCUGCACAGGCGGACGCGCUGCAAGACGCCGAUGGGAAAUUGCUACCGGCACCGCAGCUGCGCAGACUGCUGGCCACGCUGGUGGAGAGCUGCCACGAAUUGGUGGAAAGCUCGAGUGGGACGGGUGGUAGUAGUGCCGGCGGCGCCGGCGCGGCGGCGGCCGUGCGAGCGCAGCUAGCUCGCGUGGAGGUGCACGACGGCCACGCAUACCUGCACGCGGACGAGAUACCGAAGAAGGGCGGCGCCGGGCGCUGGCUCCGCGGGCGGCGAAGCGUCUCCGAAGGUGGUUCCACUUCGACUGUCACCCCAGCCCAAGUGCGCGGCUGGGGCGUGAAAGAAGUACAAACCUGGUUGGAAGGGCUUCAGCUGGGUGAAUACGCGGAGGCUUUUGCGAAACAUGACGUCACAGGCCGUGAGCUCCUGUCCCUUGCUAGAAGGGACUUACGAGACCUCGGAAUUACGAAGGUGGGCCACGUGAAGAGGAUACUUCAAGCGGUCAAAGACCUACAGUGACGAAGGCGCGGCCGCUCCGAAGGGGAUGGCCAUGGAUAGUGAAUUGGCGGUCUACGGACUUUAACGUGUAUACCUAAAUAUAUUUUAUAGAGCAGUUUUAACUCUAUGUAUAUUUUUUCUAUUCCUGAUUGCGCAGAUUAAUAACUGAUAAUAUUCUUAAAAUUUAGAUCACUUAGUCUACGGUUCUCAUUUUAUCAUCUAUACCUAAAAUUAUUAAGAAUGGCAUUAUCUGUCAGAUUUCAUAGAUUCAAAAUUAAACGAUUCUACAUUUUUCUAAUAAUUUUAAAAUUACCCAAUGGUAUUUUGACUUUGAAAUUUUUAAAUAUUUUACCACAAAAUUCCAGAGAAUAUUAUUACAUGAUAAACAUUCCAAUCCCUUACGGAACCACUUAUAAAAUUAUUUAUUUAAUACAUCUAUAUUAAUAUAUAUAGAAAAACAUUACCGUUACAUUUUGUUUGAAAUUUGACUACUGAUAUAGUUUCCAUUCUCAUAGGAAACUCUCUUAUAUCUACGUUGGUUUUGACAUAACCACCCAAUUAACUAAUCGAUCGAUCUAAUUUAUUAUUCUAUUCUAAUAUUAACACAGAUAUUUAUCACCCAUUAAUUGUUUAACCCAACCUCUAUUAAAACACAUAUACAGUUGUUAAAAAAUUACCGCGAAAUCAAUAAGUUUGAAAAUCAGGAAUGAAUAUUUCAAUUGUAUAACGGUUUAAGAUGUUAAUAUACAAGACUGAGAGUUGAACGUUAAAGAUUAUAUCUACUAUUGUUAUUGAGCGCUUACAUUCGGCUAGAAACUCGAUAUUAUCAUUAAAAAAGCCUUUAGAAAAAAAUUGUGAAUCGAACGAACAAAAAGAAUUGGAAUUGACAUGUUCAUAAAUGGCGGGAACUUAGGGCGCGAAAUCUUUGCAGAUGUUUUGGUGACAAGUAUACUUAAUUCAAAUUUGGAAUUAAAUUCAUUGUACUGGAAAUUGGAUAGGAUGCAACAAUUUUUUUUUAAUGGAAACAAAUUUCUGCAUAAAAUGCAAUUUUGAUUUACAAUGCGUCCUGCUCGCUUCAACCCAUAUAUUAGACACAUAGGUUGAAGCGAGCAGGACGCAUUGUAUUUAUCAAAACGAAAGUUGAAACAUAAAUGUUAAAAUAUAAUUUCUGUCAAUAAAUGUAUAAUUGUCUAAUAUAAUUUUGAGUCACCUAUCUAUCCAUAAUUAAAUAUUUUGUGCCAAAUUUAACCAGACAUAAAGUGAUAAAAUUCAUCAAAUAUUUCAAUAUAAAUUAAUUAUAAUAUACAGCUUAUAUUGUCGUUUUACAGAAACA
Molecule: messenger RNA, 6378 nt
Organism: Galleria mellonella (greater wax moth)
Lineage: Eukaryota; Metazoa; Arthropoda; Insecta; Lepidoptera; Pyralidae
Product: diacylglycerol kinase delta
Exons: 22
Coding region: 99-5066 (1655 amino acids)
Biological process (GO): diacylglycerol metabolic process; lipid phosphorylation; intracellular signal transduction
Molecular function (GO): ATP-dependent diacylglycerol kinase activity; protein binding
Source: RefSeq, a predicted model, not a curated record